Messenger RNA from Glycine soja, 1271 nucleotides. RefSeq names its product clathrin light chain 1. Lineage: Eukaryota; Viridiplantae; Streptophyta; Magnoliopsida; Fabales; Fabaceae. The transcript is spliced from 3 exons. The coding region runs from base 35 to 1021 and encodes 328 amino acids. Gene Ontology annotation, cellular component: clathrin coat of trans-Golgi network vesicle; plasma membrane; clathrin coat of coated pit. Gene Ontology annotation, molecular function: clathrin heavy chain binding; structural molecule activity. The record is from RefSeq and is a predicted model, not a curated record. Gene Ontology annotation, biological process: clathrin coat assembly; intracellular protein transport; clathrin-dependent endocytosis.
CGAAGGCAACGUUGGAGAGAAGCAUCCAUCAGAAAUGGCGUCGUUCGACUCGUUCGAGGAACAAUCACAUCAAUCGCCGACAAGGGGACCCUUCGAGGAUGACAACAGCUACACGGACAUGGGCAUGGGCUACGAGUCUCAUCAGCAUUAUGAUUACGAUGACCAACAUCCUCAAUUCAACAACGUGGAUCCAAACAACAACAACUUCAGCGAUAACGCACAUUCUCCUCCUGUUUAUGGCUUCGGCAUUUCCACCCCCAACCCCGACUUCGUUUCCCCCUUCGAACCAGCUGCCGCUGAUGACACGACCUUCUCCUCCGACGGUCCAAUGCUCCCCGACCCAUCUCAAAUGCAAGAGGAAGGCCGUGCUAGACGUGAAUGGCGACGUCUAAAUGCCAUUCAUCUUGAGGAAAAAGAGACAAGAGAGAAAGAGAUGCGGAAUCAGAUUAUAAAGGAAGCUGAAGAGUAUAAGGAAGCUUUCUAUGAGAAAAGAAAGGUCAACUGUGAGAAAAACAAAGAGAACAAUAGGGAAAGAGAAAAGAUACACUUGGCCAACCAAGAAAAAUUUCACAAAGAAGCUCACAACCAUUACUGGAAAGCAAUAGCUGAGAUAAUUCCUCGCGAGGUUCCUAAUAUCGAGAAGAGAAGAGGGAAGAAAGAAGGUGAGAAUAAGCCUUCUGUUCAUGUUAUUCAAGGUCCAAAGCCGGGAAAACCCACUGAUCUUGCAAGAAUGCGCCAAAUGAUUUUGAAGCUUAAACAGAACCCCCCUUCUCAUAUGAUGCCUCCCCCACCCAAAGAAGAGAAAGAUGCAAAAGAAGGCAAAGAUGGCAAAGAUAACAAAAAUGCAAAGGAAGGGAAGGAUGAUAAAGAUGUGAAAAGCUCAACACCAACUGCAACAACAGGUGUUGUAGAAAAUAAACCUUCUUCCCCUGCAAAAGAUGUUGCUGCUAAUGGUGAACCACAAGAUCCUGCUAUUGUUGAGGGUGAGCAAGUAGCUAGUUCUGAACCAAAAGCUGCUUAGUGAUGAAGACAUUACUGUUUUUUAUAGCAAUUCUUUUUAAAUAUAUUUUGUAUUCCUUUGAUCUUGCUAAUUUUUGUUGCUAUAUUGAUGGAGAAUAAGUGGUGGCCAAAUGAAGAUACGUUAGGCUUUGCAGAAUGCCCAGUGGAGAGCUUUAAUCCAAACUAUUAUCCUAGAAUUGUAGGUUUUAGAUGCAGAUCUUUUGGUGCCAUCUUACAUUAAUACUUCUAAUUAAAGUAUAAUUUUUCUAGAA